Populus euphratica (Euphrates poplar) is the source of this 721-nucleotide messenger RNA. Its product is annotated as dehydration-responsive element-binding protein 2D-like. Gene Ontology annotation, biological process: response to stress; positive regulation of DNA-templated transcription. Gene Ontology annotation, cellular component: nucleus. Gene Ontology annotation, molecular function: transcription cis-regulatory region binding; DNA-binding transcription factor activity. The coding region runs from base 83 to 721 and encodes 212 amino acids. Lineage: Eukaryota; Viridiplantae; Streptophyta; Magnoliopsida; Malpighiales; Salicaceae. The record is from RefSeq and is a predicted model, not a curated record. The transcript has 2 exons.
UACUGCCAUAUAAAUAGUCCCUUUGCUGCACAAUGUGCUUAUCAACAGCGUUACUGUUUCGCUUAUUUUCUUGUGUUUUUUUAUGGGAGGAAUGUCAAAAUCAAUCAUGAGUGGUUUUGGAGAGAAAAAACAGUUCAAGAAACCUGCGCAGGCUAGCUCUAGGAAAGGGUGCAUGAGAGGCAAAGGAGGACCAGAGAACGCUCUCUGCACUUACAAGGGUGUACGCCAGAGAACUUGGGGCAAAUGGGUGGCCGAAAUUCGGGAGCCCAACUGUGGUGCUCGUCUCUGGCUUGGCACCUAUGACACCUCCCAUGAAGCUGCCAUGGCUUACGAUGCUGCUGCUCGUAAACUAUAUGGCCCUGAGGCAAAGCUCAACUUACCUGAGUUACAAGUUAAUAGAAGCCAGUUUCCAGCCUCUCCUGCCAAUUCUCAGGUGAUCCAAAUGACAAACCAACCCUCUCUUCUCAUUCAAAAUUCUAUUCCUACAUGCGUUGAUUCGAAUGGAAUGGAGGUAGAAAAUGACGCAAAUUUUGGGCGAAGUGGAGACGUAAUCAAAGAAUUUUCGGCGAAUCUCAACGUGAACAUGACUUUCAAUGAUUCAAUUUGGGCAGAGGCGGCAUUGUCGAUAAAUUUUCCAGUGAUGGACGAUCCCGGAAUUUUUGCUAGCAAUCUCAUGGAAGGAUCUGGUUGGGACACAUUGCAGGCUCCGUGGUGCAUGUAA